Molecule: messenger RNA, 366 nt
Organism: Trichophyton rubrum CBS 118892
Lineage: Eukaryota; Fungi; Ascomycota; Eurotiomycetes; Onygenales; Arthrodermataceae
Exons: 1
Coding region: 1-366 (121 amino acids)
Source: RefSeq, a predicted model, not a curated record
AUGGCACACCAAUUGCACUUGGACCCGGUCUCCAGCUAUACCCAUGGUUGCCACGGUUAUGUUCCUGAUAAUCCACCUAGUCGUCUCAGGAGUGGAACAGCGAUUCGACACUUGACUACCGUCACAGGCCGCCGCGCUGCCAACAAGUACCAAAUGAAACAUGUGCCCACUGCUUCGCAUCCGUCAUAUCGGGGGCGCGCAUCGCCCAAUUCAAUAGUACGCUGGCACAAUGUUUUGCGUGAUGUGGUGACCAUGUCUUGCGAUCAUAUAUUCCAUCCGUUGUGGCGGCCUCGAUCAGCCGAACAUACACGAACGCACAGUGUGCCACAUGCUGCCUUUGCUGGCCCCAGAACCCGUCGUCGUUGA